UAGUCCCCCACAGUGCUGUUUUCCCCCUUAUUGGAUCAUCGCGCCCUUAGGAGCCUUAAACCAGAGGGGUCCUUUUAUUUCAUGUUUUUUGCUGAGUUCCUGCUUUAUCUCAAGUCCUUUGUGUGGAUGUGCGUUAAAGAGAGCCAAGAGCAAUGUGGUUGCUUUAUUGAUGCUAAUGUAGAACAAACAUUGUCCUGCUGAGGCUUUGUGCUUUGAGCCUUUUUCAAAAAGCAGGAACAAUGGCAUUACUUAUCUCUGGCUGGAGUCAUUUACUGGAAUAGCUGUAAUACCUUUUCGAGUCAUUCUGUUUAGCCAUGGCUUCUUCUGACAUGCAGGUGAAAGAACUAGAAAAACGUGCUUCAGGCCAGGCAUUUGAAUUGAUACUUGGUCCUCCUCCAAAAGAAGCUGUUCCAGAAUUUCCUCUAUCUCCUCCAAAGAAAAAAGAUCUCUCAUUGGAAGAAAUUCAGAGGAAAUUAGAAGCUGCAGAAGAAAGACGAAAGUCCCAUGAAGCUGAAGUUUUGAAGCAACUAGCUGAAAAGCGAGAGCAUGAAAAAGAGGUGCUGCAGAAGGCAAUUGAAGAAAAUAACAACUUUAGUAAAAUGGCAGAGGAAAAGUUGACUCACAAAAUGGAAGCUAUCAAAGAGAACAGAGAAGCACAAAUGGCUGCUAAACUGGAACGCUUGAGAGAGAAAGAUAAGCAUAUUGAAGAAGUACGAAAGAACAAAGAAGGAGGCAAAGAACCUGGUGAGACUGAAAGCGACUGACUUCAUUCUGGAAACUAACUUCUCCCCUUUGUCUAAAUAUCCAAAGACUGUAUUGGCCAGUGUUUUUUGUUAAGUUUCUAGAAACUGAUGUAGAGCUGUAUAGUUAGAUCUGACUGUACACUUGAUUUGGGGAAUUAGAGGGGAGCCCUUUCAUGUUCACUCUUUUUCUAAACUGUUGUCUUUCCAGUGUAGCUAUCUUGUUGCAUUUCUUCUAUUCCAGUGCAUUUGUUCCUGGAUUGAUGGCUAGUGCUGUGUUCAGCUCUGACAUUUUUGUGAACUGAAUAUGUAGUGUAAUGUUCAUGCUGAAUCUGUUACACUUCAGAAUCUGUCAAUCUUAAGCUAUUACUGUAACCAAGUGAUUUAAUAAAGCUGCACAAUGCUGUUACCACA
Messenger RNA from Protobothrops mucrosquamatus (brown spotted pit viper), 1154 nucleotides. RefSeq names its product stathmin 1 (gene STMN1). The transcript has 5 exons. Gene Ontology annotation, molecular function: tubulin binding. Gene Ontology annotation, biological process: neuron projection development; regulation of microtubule polymerization or depolymerization; microtubule depolymerization. Gene Ontology annotation, cellular component: cytoplasm; neuron projection. NCBI's taxonomy places the organism in Eukaryota, Metazoa, Chordata, Lepidosauria, Squamata, Viperidae. Bases 315 to 764 code for a protein of 149 amino acids. The record is from RefSeq and is a predicted model, not a curated record.